Messenger RNA from Recurvomyces mirabilis, 3639 nucleotides. It is a transcript of the gene SMC3, whose product is annotated as Structural maintenance of chromosomes protein 3. Gene Ontology annotation, cellular component: mitotic cohesin complex; chromosome. The record is from RefSeq and is a predicted model, not a curated record. Gene Ontology annotation, biological process: mitotic sister chromatid cohesion. The transcript has a single exon. NCBI's taxonomy places the organism in Eukaryota, Fungi, Ascomycota, Dothideomycetes, Mycosphaerellales, Teratosphaeriaceae. The coding region runs from base 1 to 3639 and encodes 1212 amino acids. Gene Ontology annotation, molecular function: double-stranded DNA binding; cohesin loader activity; ATP binding.
AUGUUCGUCAAGCAGAUCAUCAUCCAAGGCUUCAAGUCCUACAAGGACCAGACAGUUGUCGAACCCUUCUCGCCCGCCCACAAUGUCAUCGUCGGCCGCAAUGGAUCUGGGAAGAGUAACUUCUUCGCCGCCAUUCGAUUCGUGCUCAGCGAUCAAUACACGCAGAUGGGACGAGAAGAUCGACAACAACUCCUCCACGAAGGCCAUGGCGCGGCAGUGAUGAGCGCGUACGUGGAGAUCAUCUUCGACAACAGCGAUGGCCGCUUUCCCACAGACACGCCUGAGGUUGUCCUUCGGCGCACGAUCGGACAGAAGAAGGAUGAGUAUAGCUUGAACCGCAAGAACACGACCAAGCAGGAGGUCAUGAAUAUGCUGGAGACGGCUGGCUUUAGUCGAAGCAAUCCCUACUACAUUGUACCACAAGGACGAAUUACACAGUUGACGAACGCGAAAGAUGCCGAGAGGUUGGAGAUCUUGAAGCAGGUCGCUGGUACUACGACCUACGAUCAACGCCGCACGGAGAGCAUGAAGCUCAUGGAGGACACGCAGCAUAAGCGUAGCAGAGUCGAUGAGACGCUAGACCACAUUCGCGGAAGAUUGGAGGAGCUCGAGGAGGAGAAGGAGGAGUUGCGUGCUUUUCAAGAAAGGGACCGUGAGAGGAGAUGUCUAGAGCAUUGUAUUCAUCGCCAAGAUCAACAAGCUCUACAAGAUGCUCUCGACAAGCUGGAAGAAGACCGCGAGGGUGGUAAUGAACAGACGGAAGAGGAUCGUGAGGCAUUAGACCGCUGCCAAGUCGAGCUUGAGGACAUCGAAACCGAAAUCAGCGACCUCCAGACGCAGAUCAAACAAUUGUCGGACGAACGUACAGCACUUGAGGACGAUCGUAAGGAUGGUGCGAAGCAGAAGGCCGCAGUGGAGCUGGAUGUUCAGACCAUGUCCGAUAACCAGGCUACAUCAAAGCAAGUACGCACACAACAUACUGCAGAUCUGCGCAGCGUUCGGGAGCAGAUCGCCCAACGUGAGGCCGAGCUUGCCCAGAUCGUGCCACAGUACAAUGACAAGAAGCUCGAGGAGCGUGCUCUGAAGCAGCAGAUCACAGAUGCCGAAGCCACACUUCAACGGCUCUACAACAAGCAGAAUCGUCAGAAUCAGUUCAAAAACAAACGCGAUCGCGAUCAAUGGCUGCGUACUCAGAUCGAGGAGAUCAACAACAUGCUUGGCCAACGCAGAGCUGUCGCCAUGGGCCAUCGUGAAAACAUCGAUGAGCUCGAAGGACAGAUACAGCAAUUGGAGAAGGAGAUUGCCGACCGUCGCCAGCGCAUCGAGAACCGUGGCGAUGAGCAGCAGACCAUCGCUGGUGAAGUGACUCGUGCGAAAGAAGAGCGCGAUCGUCUUCAUGACGAGCGUAAAGAGCUGUGGCGGGAGCAAGCAAAGCUUGACUCUGUCAUCGAGCGAGCCAAGGAGGAGCAUGAAAAGGCUGAGCAGUUCUUGAGUCGCAUGAUGGACCAAGCUACAAGUCGUGGACUAAAGAAUGUGCGUCGCAUUAUCCGCGAGCACAACGUUCAGAGCACCUACGGCCCGCUCGGCGAGCUCUUCGACUUCAACGACAAGUACAAGACUGCUGUCGAAGUCACUGCCGGCACAUCUUUGUUCAACUAUGUCGUUGACACUGAUGAGACGGCUUCACGACUGAUCGAGAUCAUGAAGAAGGAGAACGCUGGACGACUAACUUUCAUCCCGCUCAAUCGCAUCAGAGUACGCAACGUGGACAUUCCCAAAGCCAGUGAUGCCGUACACCUCGUCACCAAGCUGAAGUACAAUCCGCUUUACGAUCCUGCUUUCCAACAAGUCUUUGGCAAGACAAUCGUAUGCCCGAACAUCCAGGUCGCCUCACAGUAUGCACGCUCUCAUCACCUCACCGCCAUCACGCCGGAUGGUGACCGCUCGGACAAGAAGGGUGCUUUGACUGGUGGCUGGCAUGAUCCCAAAAGCUCUCGCACGGUCGCCAUCAAGCGCGAGAAGCUGGCUCGCGAGGAGUACGAGCAACACGCUAGCCGAAAGCAUGAGGUUGAGCGUGAGAUUGACGCGAUCAUGCAGCGGGUCACCAAAGCCAUGAGUGACCUGCAGAAGGUUGAACAAAGGCGCACCCAGCUUGAGAACGGGUAUGGACCCCAGCGCGACGAGCUUCGACAUAUUGAAAGCACGCUCCACUCCAAGUGCGAUGAGCUUGAUGGCAAGCAGCGUCAACGUGACACUGUGGAGGAGAACAUUCGCAUCCAGAGCGAACAAUUGGCUGGUUACGAGAACGAGAUGAACAGUGACUUUAAGAAAGCUCUGACAAAUGAUGAGGAGCAGCAGCUAGAGACUCUGAACGUGGAGCUGCCGGACUUGCGCAAGCAGUUCAAUGCCAUUAGCAGCGAGCGAUCGGGGCUUGAAGGUCAGAAGACCACGCUCGAGCUCGAGCUACGGGAUAAUUUGCGCCUUCGUCUCGAUCAACUGUUUGCGGAUGACGCAGAGGACGACGUCAGUAGUGCUGGCAACACUGAUGCGCGUCUGAAGGAGCGGCAGAGGGAUCUCAAGCGCGCGACUCAGAACCUCAGUACCAUACAAGAGAAGCUCAACGAGAACGAAGUAGCCUUGGAGGAAGCGCAGCAAUCUUUGCAGACCGCCGAAGCAUCUCGCACGACCAAGGCGAAGCAGAUUGAGGAUCUCACCUGUGCUAUUCGCAACCACCAGAAAUCCGUGGAGAAAGGAGCCCAGAAGCGUGCAGCGCUCAAUAAUCGUCUGCAGGAAGUCAACACCCAAGUCCGCAACCUAGGCGCCUUACCAGACGUCGCGUUCAAAGCCCCCUACACCGCCAUGCCGGCCAAUAAAGCGACGAAUCUGCUCCACAAAGUCCAGGAUGCGCUGAAGAAGUACAGCCAUGUCAACAAGAAGGCCUUUGAGCAAUUUGCGAGUUUCGAGAAGCAGAGGGAGAUGCUGGAGGGGAGGCAGACGGAGAUCGAGACCUCGGCUACUGCUAUCAAUGACCUGAUCGAGCAUCUGGAUCAUAAGAAAGAUGAGGCGAUCGAACGGACAUUCCGGCAAGUUAGUCGCGAAUUCGCUCGGAUCUUCGAGCGUCUCGUCCCGGCUGGAAAGGGGCGGCUGAUCAUCCAACGCCGUACCGAUCGCGCCACAGCGACCCGAGUAGGAGGUGCCGAAGAUGAAAGUGAAGCUGAAGACGAUCACGCCAACACGGGCGUGGACUCCUACACCGGCGUCGGCAUCUCCGUCUCCUUCAACAGCAAACACGACGACCAACAACGCAUCCAGCAGCUCUCCGGCGGACAGAAAUCCCUCUGCGCCUUGACCCUCAUCUUCGCCAUCCAGGCCUCGGAUCCCGCUCCCUUUUAUCUUUUCGAUGAGAUCGAUGCGAAUCUGGACUCGCAGUACAGGACUGCGGUGGCGGAGAUGUUGAGGGAGAGUGCGAAGGGCGGACAGUUCAUUUGUACGACUUUCAGGCCGGAGAUGUUACUUGUGGCGGAUAAGUGUUAUGGGGUUAGUUAUUUGGGGAAGGCGAGUGGGAUUGAUGUUGUUAGCAGGGAGCAGGCGUUGGAUUUUGUGGAGGGGCAAUUGAGUGGAGGCGGGGGUGGGAAGUGA